Messenger RNA from Pseudopodoces humilis (Tibetan ground-tit), 2261 nucleotides. It is a transcript of the gene CLCC1, whose product is annotated as chloride channel CLIC like 1. Gene Ontology annotation, cellular component: endoplasmic reticulum; membrane. Gene Ontology annotation, molecular function: chloride channel activity. The record is from RefSeq and is a predicted model, not a curated record. NCBI's taxonomy places the organism in Eukaryota, Metazoa, Chordata, Aves, Passeriformes, Paridae.
CCCGCGGGCCGGGCAGCGGAGGCGCCUGGCGGAGCGGCUGCCGGGGCGGCCCCACACCGGGUAAACACUCCGGGUGAACGCCGGGAGUCCCGCGGCCCCUCAGAAAGCAAUAUAAAUAUAGGUUAAGAGACGCAGAGGUCAGAGGAGACUCCACCUUUGUAUCCUGGGACUGUCGGCAGGCUGUGCCUCUCUCCUCCCCCAUAGGAAUGCCUGUUGGUGAUACAGGAUGCUGUUUCCUUUGGUAUUGUGUGCAGUUAUGCUGACAGGGAGCUGUAAACUUCAAGAAGAUGAAUGGAUUGACCCCACGGAUAUGCUCAAUUAUGAUGCAGCAUCAGGAACAAUGAGAAGACCUUAUAAGCCAAACUAUCCUGACUCUGAGGAAAAGUCUGGGGAUACAGUCAAUACUGAAAUCUUUCAUUGUUCUGGGGUAAUAGAUUCCUUGCAACACAAGAUUGCAGAGUGUGAGAAGAGGAAUGCCAAAUCACAUGAGAGCCGUAGCUUCUAUAUAUUUAAGCGAUACUUGAAUAAGAUUUUAAAUGAAGCUGGAAAACUUGGCCUUCCUGAGGAAAACAUGGGCCAUGUCCAUUAUGAUGCUGAGAUCAUUCUUACAAGACAGACAUAUUUGGAGAUCCUCAGGUUUGUUAAUGAAGAAACCUGGCAGCCAGGUGCCCUGGAUGAGGCACUGAGUGAUAUUUUGAUCAAUUUUAAACGCCAUGAUGAUCAAGCUUGGCAGUGGAGAUUUGAAGAUGCCUUUGGAAUUGAUCUAUAUAAUUUGUUUUUGCUACUCUUGUGCUUAGUGUGCAUUGUAAUUGUAAUAGCUACAGAACUCUGGACAUGUGUUCUUUGGUUUGUUCAGCUAAAACGUGUUUUAUUAAUAAGUUUUUUCAUCAGUUUUGCAUGGAAUUGGCUUUACUUGUAUAAGCUGGCCUUCGCUCAGCACCAGGCAGAGAUCGCCAAGAUGGGGCAGUUCGACAACGUCUGUGCAGAGAAGCUGGACUGGCGGGGAAGUCUCAUUGAAUGGCUUAGAAGUACAUGGACGUUUCAGGAUGAUCCCUGUCAGAAGUAUUAUGAAACUCUGCUUGUAAAUCCUAUUUUGCUGGUUCCACCAACAAAGGCCUUGGCAAUAACUUUCACCAACUUCGUAACUGAACCUUUGAAGCAUGUAGGACAAGGUAUUGGUGAAUUCAUCAAGGCACUUAUGAAGGAGAUACCGUUAAUUCUGCAGGUUCCAGUGCUCAUUAUGAUGGCUCUGGGUGUCCUGGCUUUUUGCUAUGGUGCAGGAUCAUCGGUGUCUGCAUUUAGACACUUAACGUCUUCUCAGAAGAAAAGUCUUCCUCUGCCUGCCAGUGAGCAGGAGCAAAUAGCCUUUGGGCAGUACGAUGGGAGGACAGCAGACGAGUAUUAUGUGCAGAAGCAUCUGUAUAUCCCCAGAGGCCACCAGGACAGAGGGGACGCCUCCACACGGCCUCUCCCCAUGGUGAGAGCGGGAAAUGGCAGCAGGAGCCCGGACACGGCGCAUGCCAGCGACGAGCUGGAUGCACAGAACAGGUUGUAUACUGAAUCUGAAGUUCAUAGACUUGAAACUCUCAAAGCUGAAAACCUUACUGAAGAAGCUGCACUUGAGCAGCAAAAACAGGAGACAGGCCAAGCAGAGGGAGAGACUGGAGAAAACUCUGACCCUAAUAAAAACCUACAAGGGAAAAGUUCUGCUGUGGAACCAUGUGAAGAGAAGAAAAAGAGUGUUUUACAUGACUCCCAGGAAAGAGACUAAGGAAGAUCCAGGCUCUGCUGUGGAGUAGAGGAUGUUGCCACUGAAGCAGCUGAGAGUCUGUUCUUCUCCUGGAAGCAGCACCUCUGAUCAUCCAUCCUGUUACUCUGGAACCGACUCAGCAGAUCAAAGAAACCUUCAUCUGCCAUUGUCUCACGAGUGCUUUUCUGAAAAGGACAAGAUUUAGGGUAUUUGACCUUAGAGGGCCUACAGCUGGGACAACUGCAUCAGAAUUUCAGUCCAGUGAUAAUAUUUGAUAUUUACGUAUCUGAAAUUUAUUAAUUUUUUUAGUCAACCAUUUCUAUAGCCAGAGAUCUAUCGUAGGAGGAGAUGCUAAUGCUAGGGCAGUAUUUUGGAGAGUGAAAUAUAUUAGAAAUGUUCCAUUCUCUGAAAUGGAAGAAAUAAAUAGUGCACUGAUCAUGGUACAGUGGGAGUUAUUCCUCCUCAGACAUUAAUCCAACAAAAUCCAAAUGCCCAUGAGAGGAAAAAGAAA